CUUCCGCCGUUGGUUGCUCGGAUGUCAAGGUAGCCUUUUCCUUUCCCCAAGAGACACGACACUUAAAACCUUUCUUGGGCUUGAUUGGAAUUCUGUUCUUAUUAUAGAAUUACCCAGCGUAGAUAUAUUUCUACCAGCAAAAUUCUUUCUUGCCGUUUUCUUCUGGAUAUUCCUCUGUUUCUCAUGCCCAUGCCAAUGUCAAUGUUCAAUGUGAAAGUGAAAGUAGAUUCUCUGUGACUGUGACUAACACUAACACGUACAAGAACCAAAAUGUCGAAGAUAAUGUGUUCGUUACUCCGUGGUUUUUCUUUGAACAAUCCAGUUAAUUAUUAUCCAGUUGGUGUUGCUAUAUGGAAGACCUGCGCCUUGCACACUCAUCACACUGGUCUAACCAGGGGAUGUUGCAGACAACAGGCAAAAGUAAAAGACAGGCACAGGGGAAACUCCUCGACCAGGGCCCUGUCCGGCAGUGACAGCAAUAUCUCUUGUCAGGUCAUCUAUGAAGACGAAAAUGUACUUGCUCUCAAUAAACCACAGUAUUUUUCAGUCUAUGGGAAAAGCAACUAUGCAGAAGAAGAAAGAAAAGAUUCUAAAGACAAUGCAGAUACUGCCACAGAGUCUGUAUCUCAACUUUUACCAGAUUUGGCUGUCAAUUUUGGAUGUUCAGACUUGGAAAUUGGUCUGUCUUUAAAGAGCUUCUACAGCGGUGUUGUGCUACUCAGUAAAACAAGUGAAUCAAAGGCCAGUUUGGACAAAUUUCUGUCAAAGGCAGCAGCACAGAAAGUACUGUUCAUGUCUUAUCUUGCUAUCACAGUGGGGAUACCUCAGUGUGUUUAUGGUGUACCACUCCAUAGUUGUGUUGCUCGUGAAUCUUUACAUGGACUAGAAAUGAGUGUGAUCCAUGAGAAAGGCAGCCAGUCUGCUCGUAAAGAUGGAAAGAUGAUGCUUCUGCCCCACACAGUUGAGCCUCUGGCUAUAAAUUCAGACCUUGGAGCUGCCCUGGUUAGGGUCACUGUGAACAAAGACAAGUGGGGGGCUUUGGAGGCCAUCUUGAGCUACUACCUGAGCCCCGUGCUGGGAGACACCAAGUACUCUGCCCGCACACACACUGUGAUGGGGGCACCCUUCCCCACCAGUCCACUCGCCGCUCCUCCCGGUCCACAGAGACUUCCAGCCAAACUACAGGCCUGCCUGACCUCCGACCUCAGCCUCUCACCAGUUGACCGAUCUCGCCUGUUUCUCCACCGGCACCAAGUCAAUCUGACCCAGUUCCCACGCAGAGCGGCUGCGCCUCUCGCCAUCACUGCCACACCCCCCUCACACUUCCUGUCCACCCUCAAGUGUCUCGGCCUCUUCAGCGAGAAACUAUUUCACCACUCUUGACAAUAGCAUAAUAAAGAAAGAAACAUCAAAACCA
Aplysia californica (California sea hare) is the source of this 1417-nucleotide messenger RNA. RefSeq names its product mitochondrial mRNA pseudouridine synthase RPUSD3. Gene Ontology annotation, molecular function: pseudouridine synthase activity; RNA binding. The record is from RefSeq and is a predicted model, not a curated record. The coding region runs from base 271 to 1383 and encodes 370 amino acids. Gene Ontology annotation, biological process: pseudouridine synthesis. The transcript is spliced from 8 exons. NCBI's taxonomy places the organism in Eukaryota, Metazoa, Mollusca, Gastropoda, Aplysiida, Aplysiidae.